Messenger RNA from Dicrocoelium dendriticum, 5409 nucleotides. NCBI's taxonomy places the organism in Eukaryota, Metazoa, Platyhelminthes, Trematoda, Plagiorchiida, Dicrocoeliidae. The record is from the annotation of a GenBank genome assembly.
AUGCCCAGUCCGGUCGUCGGCUUAACAGCCUAUGGCAUUAUUACGGUGCUGACGUUGACUACAGCGUAUCCCGCUGCAUUUCCUCUACAAUCCAAACUGAUCUCCAUCGCUCCGGCUCAGAUAGAAUACGGACAAACAGCAAAUAUAUUCACUUUCAGUGUGAAACCUGUCCGCGUCUGCGUGGAGACUUUGGGUCUUAACAGUGUCGAUGCGCAAGCAGUAUCGUGCAAACAGUCUGAACCGUUUGGUGACCUAUAUCGUACCGUCCUACUAUAUGACCCUCCAAUUGAUAUCGAUACAGAUGAAGAUAUGACCAAUUCCUUAAUCAAGAUAAGGCUGAGAGCGGAGUUUGUGCAUGAAGUGUCCACUGCAGGUAACCUAAAGUUUGUGGCGCAAACGCAUACGCUAAUGUAUCGCAAAAGAAGGUGUGUGGUUUUCAUCGAAACUGAUAAACCCGGCUACAUUCCAAAUGAGAUCGUCCACUUGAGUGUGACAGUAAUCCAUCCUGUCCACUGGUCCCUGGAGGAGGCCAAUAAUAAAAGAACAACCGGUGAUUCCACGGCACUUGUACGAUCCAUCCAGCUUCACGACUCUACAGGGGGACUGAGAAAAGAGUGGACAAAUUUGACGGAAGAUAAGGCACGAAAGUUAUCAUUCGAACUACCCGGAGACGCAGUAUCAGGCCGAUGGAACGUCACUGUCUUUGUGUGUCGCGGUAAAGAUCACGCGGAAUUUACGGUACUGAAUGCCAAUCACGCAACACCUACAGUGAGCUUCCAUCAACCUCGUUGGUUUCGUGAUCCUUUCGGUCAAGUGCAGCUUGGACUGUGUGCGAACACAUCGCUGGGCGAUCCAGCCUAUGGUACAGUGAAAAUGAUUCUGUGUAACAGUCGUCUAGAACAAUUGGAGCAAGCCCUGUUCCGUGAACAGUACUCAAUCGACCAGCUAAACACUACCCAGCUGUUUUCAAUGGAAGCAGUUUAUGUAAUUGAAAGCCUGAACUACCCCAAGCCCUGUUCUUUGCGCUCGCUAACGUUUGACGAAGAUGGAUGCGUUGUGAGUAACUUUACCCUGGACGAUUUGGCCGUUCAGAAGUACGGCAAUCUGCACGAGAUGGGGGGUCUCAUAUUAUGCACAGAAUUUUUCGACCCAACCGAACCAUACCUUGUUCAUCUGUGUGACAUUUCCAGUCGUAUUACCAAGCCAGACACCGAGCCGUUUGCUCUAUUCCCAGACUACUACAAGUAUGGGCUUCCAAUAAAGACCAGGCUGCAGUUUACCAGCAUUAACUUCAGCGGUCGUCGCGUUUCCUUGACAGUCACUCACGAGGAGAACCAGUGCAGUUGGACCCAAAACGGAUCCACCUCGAUCGAAGAUGUUUUACGCUUCAAUUACACAGUGGAUGAGUUCAACGGUGCGGAUGUUAUACUUCCACCCAUCUUCUCCUCCGAUUCCAUCCGCGUGCUUUUCCACUAUCACAUCGAGCCAGAUGAGUUACAGACAGAUUGGAAAUUCCGCGCGCACAGACUCAAGAGUGCCCACUCCUUUUCCAAAGAAAUGAUCCAAUUUUGGCCAAGCGUACAAAACAUAUCCAUUGGAUGUGCACGUACCACAAGGCUUACUGUGAUGGGGAACACCCCAUUGUCAAACAAACAAUUUUUACUGCACGCCUUCGUGCGGGGAACUAUUUUGCCCCUCAAUUGGACCGAUGUUUCGGAUGGAAUGGAAGACGAAUCGGAAUGCAUCAAUCAAGACGGGCCGCUAGGACAUUUCCAGUGUCUGGAAAAUCGCACUGUUUCAUGUCUACCAGGUUGGCGUGGACCACAUUGUCUACAGCUCCAUUGUUCUCGUCCAUGCCUUCCGCUCAGAGGCUUCUGUUCCACAGGCGAUCGGUGUGAAUGUAUUCAUCCAUGGUACGGAGAAUCAUGUUACGACUCGAACACUAUCAACACAACCAGCACGACAACUGAAGAACCUACAGGUUACUUUGAUGAAUACCGAAUUUAUCAACGCACAAUACAGGUGAAUCAGUUGCCUGAUGUCUUCGGCUCUAUUCCUUUGGUUCUUUUUUACAUUAAAACAUUGGAAAGUGAUCUGAUUGAGGCAAUUAGCACACAUGUGAACGUUAUUCGCUCCGGUUCAUAUACGUGUGGUUUGUCUACUCCCACAGACGUACAAGGUCCAGGUGUCUAUUUCAAGUCCAACAGCGCUCAAAUCGGCUCAACAGCUAUCCUGACGAUAGUAACGCCGGUGAAAACCCGUUCACAGCAGUCGACAAAUGAUACAGUCUGUCAAGUUCGAGUUUGGGACGAACGUAUGUUGCGUAUGUGGUCAGGCGAGGAGCGAGGCCGUCUUCUGAAUCAGGAGACAUUCCAGACCAAAUUCCAACCAGAGAAGAAUGACGUAACCUUCCCGAAAUUUCUUUACUCUAGUUAUUAUGAGUUGUGGUCCAGUUCUGUCAGUCAAAGCUAUGCCACACACGUUACCGAAGAACCCUCUGUUGCCUGUGAAAAUCGUUUCCCAACAACUAUAGGUGAACUGGUUUGGCAGCCUGUACAGCGAAACUGGACCUUACCCACAAUGUUGCUAUUCGAGUCUGUGCGUCCAGCGAUCAGUAUGGAUGGAUGGCUUGGAGCACAAUACAACAUGUCACUUCCGCCAAUUGGCCGCCAUUGGAAAGCUAGUGUGUUUUGUUUUGGGAAGGACCUCAAACUUUGGAGUGCCACUUCGGAAACGCUGGUAGUUCAGCCUGCGGUUCGAGUACGGGUAUUCGGAGCAUCGAAACUGAAACUGUACGAAAUCGCUCGCAUAGACGCUGUGGUAGAGUUUGGAACUUCCGACCCCACCAUCGACUGCUACGACGUUCGGCUAAAUUACAUUUCCAGUUCGGAUAAAGUUACGUUUUACGGACCUAGCUCUUACUCCCACUGUGUUUGUGCCAAGAGCGCAGUGAUAUUUACAACCUGGAUAGCAAUAAAUGCUCCUGGGAUGUUUCAACUAAUUGUUGAUCUGCACGUGACUCCCGAAGAGCCUGGUUGCGAAAGGAACUUCACAAGGACCGGGGUUGACAAGGUCACUCGUCGAGUUUACCACACAAUAAGCUCCACUGUGGAACAGUAUCAUUCAACCGAAGUGGGAAUCCUGUAUUGCAUGAAUUUGAGCCCAGAAACUCCCAGAGAAAGCAUCAGGAAUGUCACAUUGGUUCUACCACCUUUCUUGCCAAACAAUACAAGGAGCGGUACGCUGACAGCGUUCGUUUCUUACAGCGGAGAUGUGGUCGGACCAUUGGUCAGAAAUUUCAACCGCAUUGCAAGCAGACCUGUCAGUGAUGCCUACGACAACUUGGCUUUGGUUUACGCCGGAGCCAAUGUACUCAAACACCUCCACAAGAUGCGGUAUGCGACAGCUGACGUGACUCCCACCUUCGGUCCUAGGACUCAUGCCGCUGUGGUCCGACACUUCAAUGAACUUUCUAAGUUCCUAUGGCAGUUGACACCAACCGGUUUGCACAUGGCCAGUGAUAGAAUGGAUUUGCGGUUUGCCGCCUCGCUGUAUGAAACACUUGGCUAUUUUGACACAUACAACUCGAGGUAUACUCCUCUGGAUGUCAGUUGGCGUAGAGAUUGGCGAUACUCGACCACGUUUGGUUAUUAUCCAUGGAAGUAUAAUCAGAACGUCGAAUAUGCCACAGUCAAUCUUCUGCGGUACUUCAUUGGCAAUCAGGACUCAGAUGGCUGCUUUGGAUACAUUUCAUCUAAUGAUACUGCGUCCGAAGAUGCUCGACUCCCUUUGAGCGCUCACAUGUUCAUAGUACUCCAGACAAGGUUUCCUCCGAUGCUGCUUCUUGAUGACGCGAAUAAAACUUUCGGCCAAAUGCUGAGCUCCUUGAAAGCCUGUCUCAUGCAACCAUUCCCUGAGGAGAUAUCAGAUGAAGAGUUAUACAAACACGAUACUCAAACCUUGGCUUAUCUAGCACACGCAAUGGUACUGAUGGACCCGAUGCCGCAAUUAGUUCAUCGAGUGUUAAAAACGCUGGCCUCACGCUCACGUGAAGAACUGGCUUGGGAUGGGUGGCCACAAACCUACUGGACAGCGGAUGAGGAAGAAGUUAUUUUGGACACCGCAAUGGAGGUGACAAUGCAUGUUUACAUGGCGUUAGCCGAAGUGAAUCCUUUCGCGGACGUUCUGGUGCCGAUUGUUCGUUGGAUCACUAAUCACCAAAAUGCGUUUGGCGAAUUUCCGACAUCAAAAACCUUCUUUGCGGCGGCGCAUGUUUUGUUUGAUUUCUCGUAUCGCGUCAGUUACUUCGCUGUAAGCAGGAAGAGUUUGGACCUGGAAGUCUCGAUGCAUUGGGCCUCAGAGCAAUCUACAUCCCGUCAAUUUUGGCAAGGCAUCGACAGAGACGUGGGUGAUGUGUUUUAUCGCUAUCAACCUGGUGAACCGGUCGAUAAAGCAACAAUGACGUUCGACCUUCAUGAUAUAGUGCCGACGUGCAUAGUCGGCAAGGCGGCCUAUCUCUACUUGACCGAAGAUGCACAACCCAAUCAGCUCAGUGUAUUGCAAGAAUACGACAUUCGGAUCAAUCACAUGGUAGACGAAAGUUGUCGAAAGAUUCACCUGGUGAUCUGUUCGCCAAGGACACGUAGUUUAAUUUUGACUGUCCAUCCCCAAAGCGGUUGGGAGAUAUCUGAUCGGAACAAGCUAUUGUUGACAUCUUACGAAUGCAACAUAGCGCUAUCCGACUGCAACAUCGUUACAGUUAAUGAAUUCGACCGCGUUGUCGUCAAGCAUGAAGUAGUUGCGGAAGGAAGAGACGGGCUCGAGGCGGAUUGGUGUUUUGAAAUUCCGUACACCCAGAUGGGUUACGUUCAAUACGCUUCACCCUUGGAGAUCUUCAUCAUGAUGCGCGAAACGUCAAUGAAGGACAAUCAGCCGAUACAAUACCGAUUGCCAGACUGCGGUUCGCAGGAGAUGGCGUUGUCUCACCAACCUGAUUCGUCGUCAACUCCACUAGAAUUCAUCAACUGCCCACAAGUUGUGCAUACUCUACUAUCGGAAUUGGACGGUGUGAUUAUGCUACUGAAAGAAUUUUCCACACAACCCAUGCAUGCCUUCCAAAUCAAACAGCCCAUGGGUCAGUCGCGUUACAUGCAGGUAUAUAGAGUGGAUAACACCGGUCUCAUCGGCAAAUGGAAUACUUCCAUUGAUCUCAUAAACAUGGAUUGUGUGGAUCUGACCGUAAACACCCUCCACAUCAUCCCGCCCAUGCGUUUGGAGGAUGGUGCGCAAACCGUCAUCGCGUUGCAACGUGACAUCCUUGAGCAGUUGUGGUACACAUCAAGGGCCACGUUAGGCAACAGUGCACGAGCACUAUUCACUCUGAUUCUGUUUGGUGAUUAUACCGGGUGA